Messenger RNA from Electrophorus electricus (electric eel), 2750 nucleotides. It is a transcript of the gene tespa1, whose product is annotated as thymocyte expressed, positive selection associated 1. The record is from RefSeq and is a predicted model, not a curated record. Gene Ontology annotation, molecular function: signaling receptor binding. Lineage: Eukaryota; Metazoa; Chordata; Actinopteri; Gymnotiformes; Gymnotidae.
UGUCAGUGGAAGCAGCGCGAAAGUUUGCGUCGGCGGCAACAAUGAUUCGAAAUGAGCAUCUCUGAGUUUUUGUUAUUAAUGGAAUGUCGAAAAUGGAGUAGGCCAUCGUGUCCUGGAUAUAAGAUACCGGAGAGAUGAACUGUGAUGCUGCUGUUUAAAAUCGAAUUAGGAGUGAACUUGUAAAGGCAUUUUUGUUCGUGUCAAUGGAGAGCCCGUCCUCGGCUGAUAGACGGCAGGCUUGGGCGCACAGCAGCCGUUACUGGCUUACCCUGGAAGACUCAGAGCCGCGCGGUCCGUGUGCAGCGAUCUCAGAUCCAUCUGCACACCUCUCUCUCCAGGACGAGGUCUUUACGGAUGGAUGCUCUACAGGAAAGAUUGAAACCUGGCUCCAAGGCUGUGGAAAUGAAGCCAACCAAGAGAACCUGAGUCACCUCACUGUGGAUUGCUUUAGUGAAUGGUCUCCAAGAGGUGUACAGAGUUCCUCUUCUCAUAUUCCCAUUCACUGCACUGCAGAAUCGUUGCUGAAGACCGGUAACAGUUUUGAAGAUGAUCUGAGCCUUGGGGCUGAAGCUACAGCACUAGAUGUUGGAUCACGCAAUGAAGAGCUUGGGUAUUGCCCAAUGCUCCUACCUCCUCCUAAAUCACGCCGCAAAGACUACCACACAAGCACCCCUCAGAAGAGGCUUAACCCACCUUUCUAUAACAUGGGACAAAGCAUGGCAUCCAGUGCCUUCUCUUUCCUCACCACUAAGACUGCUUCUAGUGUAUCUGAGGUCCUGCAGAUGUGUGCUGAGGAUGCGGAGGAGACCCUGUACCAGUUGGGGUUUGGCUGUGAGGAGCCGCAGGUGACUGCUCGUAUCCCAGCUCGCUUCUUCAAUUUCCCCUCCCAGCUCAGAGGCAUCAACUUCCGCCUUUUCCUCGAGUCCCAGCUUCGCCGUAUACGCGAAGAAGACCCCAACCUCUCACUUGCUAGUCGUUUCCGUCAGGUGGAAGUGUUAACAGCCAUGGCCAAUGCUUUCUACUCUCUCUACUCUCACGUGUCCCGCACACCGCUCCAGAAGCUCGCCCCGCCUGAGUGCAGCUUCUCUUCGCCCACAGUGGAACGCACCAUUGGACAGCGCUUCUUCCCCAGUGUCCGCACCGAACCCCGCUCUCCUGUGGAGCGCCUCAAGGACACAGUUUCAAAGAUGUGCCUGUACACGGGCUCUCGCGGCUCUGACUCGGCCUCUCCGAACAGCUCACCCCGGAAGAGGAACAGCCUGCCGGAUGUGGUCGGCAUAGUGCUGGGGGACGGUGCAGGUAGAAGGAGGCCACGAGGAGGGCAGAGGGGCGUGGCCCCAGGAUGUGGGUGGGGAAACACAGCCAGUAGAGCCAGCUCGGAAGAGGGAGAUGAGAAGUCGGUACAGGUAUCUGAAGUGUCGCCUGCUGACAGUGUGACUGAUCCGGAGAAAGCAGCUAAUGCACACAAGGAGAGGAUCCAGCGCUGGUCUCAGUCAGGGAAGAGAGGUGGUCUUAAGGCAAAGGCCUACCUGUUGAAGUCCCAUGAUGCUUCUCUGGAAACUACACAGGCUCGAAACUCAAGAAAUGACACGGACAUAAAUGAAGGUUCUAUUGAUUCUCCUUCAAAUAAUGCCACCUUGAACAAACAUAUUGACACCAGGGCACGAGUUGCUGUAAUUUCCUAUGAUGUCCUUUGCCCUCAUGUAGUGGAGUGUGUGCAUCAGGGACUUUACCUAUGUCAACAAUCAGACACUAAUGGAGCAGUGGGAUCAUCUCCUGUUCAGAUGCUAAAUGAAUCUUCACUUCAAAGAAAGCUUGAGCCAAAAGACAAGCCAUCAGAGGAUGCACAAAAACAGAUUUGCCCCAAAGACAAGCCAUCAGUGGAUGCACAAAAACAGAUUUGCCUGCCACCUGGGGAGGAGGAUGGGUAUCUGGUGAAAGUACCUUCAGAGCAUUCACAAGGUGACCUGGUGUCAAUUUACCCUACCAUCACACAAAAGUCACCAUGCCAGAUCAUGGUAACUGGCUGGGAGGACGACAUCACUAUACUCCACAGAGAACCACACAAGGACUUUACCUCUGUGUAUUCUGAUAGCACUCCCAGGUUGCCUUCAUCCGUGUCAGACAACCCAAGUUACCUGAGUCCCAUAAAACCCCAAACCAGCCAUAUUAGCAGAUGCCCUAAGCAGGCCAACUCUUUUGAGCUGGAAGAGGUGCACAGUGCAGGAGAGGAGGAGAGCAUUUCACAGUGCAGUGCAUUCACACUGACUGUUGCUGCAGCUACUCAACAGAAAUAUUUGCCUUUGAGAGGGGACAGUUUCCAGUCAGACAGCAGUGGCUAUGCUGAAGAAGACAUGCAGCAGUCUCUAACCACCCUUAUCAAAGAGAUCAACUGAGGUCAAAAAGAAAAAAAAACAACUGAUGUCACACUUCCUUGAGCAUCUCUGCCCAUCUGGUGUUUAACUUAGAAGAUACAGAGCAGACUUUCUCAUAAGACAAAGAACAAAGGUCAUCACAACAGCUGUCACAUAUUUUCUUUUUUCACCUUUCUUUUGAAAUGAAAAGCCAGCACAUAUGUAACAGUAGGAAUGCCAAAAGCUAAAGUACAAAAGGCAACUACUGUACAGCAUUUUGCCUUCUUUUCUAAUUAAUUGGGAAUCUGAGGGAUGAACAUUGUUGGCUCCUGGUUUUGAGCUGUUUGAAUGUAAUGAAGAAACUUGGUAUUGUAUCAUGCCAUAACUUUGAUUGCC